Lactuca virosa is the source of this 588-nucleotide messenger RNA. NCBI's taxonomy places the organism in Eukaryota, Viridiplantae, Streptophyta, Magnoliopsida, Asterales, Asteraceae. The record is from the annotation of a GenBank genome assembly.
AUGAUGGUUCCUGAGAUAGUUAUCAUGAAAUUAAAGAAGUUAAAGUCGAAUUUGAAGUCUUCAGGAGUUGUUAUGAAAGAAAAAUUAAGAACUCGGACAAUCAAAGAACCUUCUACCACAGCUACGCCAAUACCAAAUACUUUUGAAGCAGAUCACAAUAGUGAAGAGACAGACUAUGAAUUUUUUGGAAUUGAGUAUCUCACAUUCCAUGUUUCACCACAAAAGGAUGCCACUGUUGAAUCGAAUAUCAAGGAGACAAUCAAUCCUUAUGUCACUAUACAUGCAUCUAAUGUGGAUACAAAUAGCGAUUCUGGUGAACCAAUAUCUACUUUUCUUCCUGAGACAACUAAUGUCACUCCACCUAAAGGUUCUAUUUCCAAGUCCAAAAUGGAGGAGGGUAGGUCUUCUAACAUCAUUGUGAACUUAUCUAAUAAGGAAUCAAAUGUUACUAUGGAUGAGGAUACUUCGAUAUCUGCUCCAGACAAUUCAACUGUUCCACCGCCACCUUCGUCUCCACCACCAACUUCAACUAUUCCAUCAACAAAAAAUAUAGUUGUUUCUCCGGCAUUUUUCAGGUAUCAUAAAUGA